This is a messenger RNA of Striga hermonthica, 2157 nucleotides long. Lineage: Eukaryota; Viridiplantae; Streptophyta; Magnoliopsida; Lamiales; Orobanchaceae. The record is from the annotation of a GenBank genome assembly.
AUGCUUGGGCUACGCGCCCAUGAGCUCGGAGCUAGUCCUCUAUGGCUCGACUGUAAAGUUUCUUGUCAACGUCUGGAUUCUUCUUCGCAAUCGGCGAAACUUUCUCGGGAAAUGCUCGUGGUAGUAGACACCAAAUUGGAGACUAUAACGGGAUGCUCGAAAAUGGACGAUCAUGGUAAGUGUUGGGCUAUGCCUCACGUGCUCUGGACUCAGACUCGAUUAUUCCUCAUGGAUUACGCUAAUGCGGAGGAGCUGGUGAACUUUAUAAAGGGUUCGAACAUGUUGUGCGGGUUGAUCGAUCUGAAUGCGGCGAGCAAUGAAGACGAAACGGCGUCGUCCUCUGGUUCUCCGUCGCUGUCGGCGGUCUCCGGGAGCUUGGAUUUGAGCGCCACGUCGCCGGCGGCGGCCGCGGCCGUGUGUAUGGAGCUGUGGCACGCCUGCGCGGGGCCGUUGAUCUCGCUGCCGAAGAAAGGGAGUGCCGUUAUUGAGCAAAAUUGGAGAGAAGGAAUAACACGAGGAGAGGCGGGGGAUGAUGACGUUGACGGUGUUGUGAAAUCAUUGACACCUCACAUGUUCUGUAAAACUUUAACGGCGUCUGAUACCAGCACUCAUGGUGGCUUCUCGGUUCCCCGUCGUGCUGCAGAGGAUUGCUUUCCUCCUCUGGAUUACAAACAGCAGAGACCAUCACAGGAGCUUGUAGCUAAAGAUUUGCAUGGGACUGAGUGGAAAUUUAGGCAUAUCUACAGAGGCCAGCCUCGAAGGCAUUUGCUAACUACUGGAUGGAGUGCAUUUGUCAAUAAGAAGAAGUUGGUAUCUGGAGAUGCCGUGCUUUUUCUAAGAGGUGGUGAUGGAGAACUUAGGCUUGGGAUUCGUCGAGCUAUGCAAGUUAAAACCAGUGCUACUGUCCUCCCUCCUAACAGUGAACAGUUUAAAGCCAGCAGCCUUGUUUCUGUUGUGAGUGCCAUUACCAUGGGAAGUACUUUCGACAUUUGUUACAAUCCGAGAGCUCGUUCAUCUGAGAUCAUUGUACCUUAUCAUAAGUUCUCAAAGAGCCUCUCGCAGCCUUUUUCUUGUGGAAUGAGAUUUAAAGUGCGUUUUGAAACAGAAGAUACGUCUGACAGGAGGUGUGGAGGCCUCAUUGUUGGGGUUAGUGAUGCGGACCCGAAAAGAUGGCCUGGUUCAAAGUGGAAGUGCUUACUGGUCAGAUGGGAUGAUAUGGAGGUUAACCGCCUCAAUAGGGUUUCCCCUUGGGACAUUGAGCUGUCGGGCUCGGUCUCCGGGCCCAACAGCUUCGUCUUACCUGGAACCAAGAGAAACCGGGUCGGCUUUCCCACAGCGAAGCCCGAUCUUCCACUUCCUGGAGAUGGGAGUGAGGUUUCGGAGUUUGGCGAGCCUCUAAGAUUCCAGAAGGUCUUGCAAGGUCAAGAAGUGUUUGCAUUCGGGCAGCACACACCGGAUGUCAUGAUGAGGUGCUAUCCGAGACCCAACGGUUCCAGAUUCCGUGCCGGGGGAGCAAACACCAGCAUCACUCAAUACCCUGCAGAUGCCCAGAAUAGUUCGUUCGGGCAGCAAUCCUUUCAAUUCCACCAGAAGGUCUUGCAAGGUCAAGAAAUUGGGCCGAGGCUUGGAAACAGCUGGCCCGCUUUAAACCAGGCCCAGGCCCAGGCCCGGGCCCACAGUGCUAACAUGCAACCGUUUGUACCUCCUCAGUUCACUUCAUUGCAUAAGUCCAGCAGGGCAAUCAAUCACGAUCCAUUUUCUGUUUCACAUAGGAUUUUGAAUAAGUUUGGAAAUGGCUCGGUCAGGGAAGAUCUACUUGGCCCAGAAGUGCGUGGACAAACGGGAUUUACACACCACCGUCCGGUUUCGACUCGACCGUUCUUUGGAGAAAAUCCAAAUUUUGUUUCGAUGUGCAAAGAUAGCUGCAGGCUUUUUGGGUUUCCAUUGACCGAGGGGAAAGUUUUAGAAGGUAAAAGAGAAAAUCCAACAGGUUCAUCUCCUUCAGCUUAUGGCCAUGAAAGUAACACUUUCCCCUGCAAUGAGGAGCAGGCCUAUCAUCAUCAACCUUCACUGGUGGCCAAGGUAAUAGCCAGUAGUUGUACCAAAGUGCACGAUAUGCAUUCGGUACGAGACAGGCUUCUCGAUAUCGCCCUUUAA